UGAAGUAACAUAACAGUGAGAAAACAGGUAGAGAGGAAGAGAGGAGAUUAAGGCUAUGGAGGGAAGUGGGAUUAGGAAAGUUGUGAUUGUGUUGAUGAUGUUGGUUGCAGUCAUGCUUGAAGUGGCAGCAUCAAGAGAUGCCCCAGUCUAUUCAGAGAAAUGCUAUAGAGAUUGCUACAAUUGGUGCCCUGUCAAAGGCCACACCUGGUGUGCCACACUGUGUUCAAACAAAUGCACUAAGGGCGGCCCCUCCGUCCCAGAUGCCCUCUGCAACUGCCUUUUCAGCUGCACCCAGUACAUCUGCCCUGACUUUGGCACUGAUCCAAAUACUGAUCCAAAGAAGGUACAGAAGUGUCUCAACAAAUGCUAUGAUAUCUGCGACGUCAAGCUAAUCUAGUUAUUACUAGUUCAUGAAUAUAUAUAAACCAAAAAUGUACUGGGAAUUAAUAAGAAGGCAAUGUGAAGUAUCUCAUGUUGAUGAACAUUUCCUUCAAUAAACCAGUUGAUUUGAUGGUA
This is a messenger RNA of Vitis vinifera (wine grape), 516 nucleotides long. RefSeq lists its product as uncharacterized. The transcript is spliced from 2 exons. The coding region runs from base 56 to 397 and encodes 113 amino acids. The record is from RefSeq and is a predicted model, not a curated record. NCBI's taxonomy places the organism in Eukaryota, Viridiplantae, Streptophyta, Magnoliopsida, Vitales, Vitaceae.